ACGUUGCCGGAAGGCGGCAGCGGCAGCGGCGGGGGCCGGAGCGGCAGCAGGAUGCUGCCCACCACGUCGUUCAGCGCUGGCAGCCAGGGCAACGGGGCGCUGAGCCCCAGGGAUGCUGCCAGGCACACGGCUGGGGCCAAGCGCUACAAGUACCUGAGGAGGCUCUUCCACGUCCGGCAGAUGGACUUCGAGUUUGCUCUCUGGCAGAUGCUUUACCUGUUCACCUCGCCGCAGAGGGUUUACAGGAACUUCCACUACCGGAAGCAGACCAAGGACCAGUGGGCGAGGGAUGACCCUGCUUUCUUAGUCCUUCUCAGUGUCUGGCUCUGCGUGUCUACUGUAGGAUUUGGAUUUGUGCUGGACAUGGGUUUUUUUGAAACAGUAAAGCUGCUGCUUUGGGUUGUGUUCAUAGACUGCGUAGGUGUUGGCCUCCUGAUUGCAACUCUGAUGUGGUUCAUUUCUAAUAAGUACUUGGUGAAGCAGCAGAACAGAGACUAUGAUGUGGAGUGGGGAUAUGCCUUUGAUGUUCAUCUGAAUGCUUUCUAUCCACUUCUAGUCAUUUUGCAUUUUAUCCAGCUGUUUUUCAUCAACUAUGUCAUCAUAUCCGAUUCUGUCAUUGGGUAUUUUGUUGGGAACACAUUAUGGCUGAUUGCAAUUGGCUAUUACAUCUAUGUGACAUUCCUAGGAUACAGUGUAGCAGUGAAUUGGAAGAAAAUGAGCUUGUUCACCUCCAUGUUGCCAACAGCACUCGUAGCAGACUGCACUCUGAAUGAACAUCUGAAUAAACAACUCACAGGAUUUUUUGUGAAUAGAUCCAAUGAAAAAAAUUAAAAGUAUGAGAGCACCAGGGACAUCAAGAUCCUACAGUUAAAGAAGAAGCAGUCAUGCCUCCCUCACCUUGUUAAAAAGACUCAAUAAAAUUGGGAUGGUUUGCUUUUAUCCUAUAAUAGCGAAGACACAACGCAAUAAAUUCAUACCUGGAAAGGCAAAACUUCCACAGUUGUGUUUAGAAGUAUAUCUCCUGGAUGCUCUGGAUUGCCACUGUGAAACAAGUACCUAUAAAUGAAAAGGGAAUAAAACAGUCUACAUAAACCAGUCAGAAUUAGCUAAGUUACUGGUUUACAUGUUAAUAGUCACAUGACAAAUGGUGCGAUGAUAAACAUAACUUUUAUACUAGACCUGCAGCAGCUGAAGAUAAGAAAUGAAAGAUGCUUACAUGUACUGCUGUAAAUUAGAUGGCUAAAGUUUUACAUUUUGGGACAAUAUUUUACUUAGGAAGGUAGUUUCCCAUAAUCUGAUCUUGAGGGAUUGUAUUACAGAAAGUGACCAGCACUGGAGUCACCAUGUCCUGGCAUGCACCAGGAUCACCCCCAGAAGCAGGAGCCCUGCCUUCCUUCAGCUUCUCCCCAUUGCUCCCCAAUGGGUCACCCCCCUCGUGCCCACUGUAUGAACUCUGCAAAUCCCUUUUGAAACCAUUCUGGGAAUCUACCCAACUCAACGUUUUGCCAGGCCAGUUUGCCUCAAGACCAACUUUACAACUCAGAUUCAUUGCAACGUCUCACUAAUAACCAUGCCAGGAAUUCCCAACCAAGAUCCAAACCUUUAAUGUUACCUGAAUUCAAACUUUCACAAAUAUGGAUAUUUUUCUUUUUAAAACACAAACACAUGUUUUUGAUGUGCAUGCACACAGAUAAAAGGACCUUUUUUAAUACUUGUACAAACUCCCUGUUACCCUUAUUCAUCUGCACAUUUAUUUAAAUUUCUCUUUUAAUUUUAAAUGGGACAGAGUAAAUACAUUUAAAACUGUCUCAAAAAUACCCUCCCACGUAAGUGCAAGUGUUCAAAUUCUAGCUGUCCACUCUCAAACAACUUUUGCAUACUACAAGUGUGUAAUGUUACAACAUGUUACAAAAGACACAAUUUAAUUCCCCUUUCUUUAUCCACGUAACACAAACUUCCUAACUCUUUUGAACAGGUAUUAUGCAAUCAAGUAACAAUAUCUUUUACCACUAGGUGGUAUCCACGCUUGAAAAAUUGUUCAUUACUUACCAUUUUUUUUCUAGUGGACCACAGAUUUUAUUCAGAUUACUGUCAAAUCUACCUAGAUAUUACACCUACUCAGAUGCCACUUUUAACAAGCCUAUUUUGCUUUUAAAUACGUUUAAAUGAAUAUGUAAAAACCUAUCAACACAUUUCAAAACCUUUCUUCAAUUGGAACUUAAGAGAAAUUAACAGCAAGCACCAUCUUUAAUAUUAAAUACAUCACCAGCCAGAGAUAAAAUUAAUUCAGAAAUUAUCACUUGAUUAAUAUUACAAACACUAGCUCAAUUUGCAAUUUAUGAAGACAUAAUUUGAGAUGUAAAUUCCUGUUUGUCUAUAUCCAGUAUGUCUGAAGCUGGGUAAGUACUUGCCAUUAAUCUAUACUCCACAGCUACAAGACAAAUAGAAGAAAACAGAGAGCUCUGACUCUGACUUAAGAAAUGUCUAUGAUAAAAAAAAUUAUAGAAGCCAUUUAAAAAAAUACACAGAGAUAUACAGCAUUUCUUUUAUCAAGGCUCAGAAGGAGAGUAAAACCACACACUGUGAUGUAAGAAAGCUACAUUGAUUUCUAUUGCACUGGUUUUAGCAGAACUGCACAGAAGAAAUUGCAAAACAAAACUGGAUUCAGUAGACUUCAGCAUUGUAUGUGCUUCAAGAAAAAUAAAGUCAUAGAAUUAUAGAAUAGUUGAAAGUUGGAAGGGACCUUAGAGACCAUCAGGUUCCAACCUCCCUGCUAUGAGCAGGGACACCUCACACUAGACCAGGCUGCACAAAGCUUCAUCCAACCUCAUCUUAAUCACCUCCAGGGAGGGGGGCAUCAACAACCUCCCUGGGCAACCUAUUCCAGCACCUUACUACCCUCAUGGUGAAGAAUUUUUUCCUAGUGUCUAACCUAAAUCUCCCCUCUUUUAGUUUAAAUCCAUUACCCCUUGUCCCAUCACUGCCCUCUCUGAUGAACAGUCCCUCCUCAGCUGGAAUUUCUACAGAGACUUACUUUAAAAUGCAAGUGAAGAAACACAUUAAGGUGCUGCCAUCACAUGCUCCACCUAAACCACAGACACGUAGCUUUUCCUUAGCACUUUCUAGAUCACACAUCUUAUUUCUGAGAAGUCACACCUAAAAAGCCACAAAGAAUCUCCACACGAUCUGUGAUCACUAUGCUCUUGGCGAAUGAUAAAGGGUUUAGGAUGUUUGGGUGGGUUUUUU
Messenger RNA from Apus apus (common swift), 3246 nucleotides. It is a transcript of the gene UNC50, whose product is annotated as unc-50 inner nuclear membrane RNA binding protein. The transcript has 6 exons. Bases 52 to 831 code for a protein of 259 amino acids. NCBI's taxonomy places the organism in Eukaryota, Metazoa, Chordata, Aves, Apodiformes, Apodidae. Gene Ontology annotation, cellular component: Golgi membrane. The record is from RefSeq and is a predicted model, not a curated record.